Molecule: messenger RNA, 2562 nt
Organism: Suncus etruscus (white-toothed pygmy shrew)
Lineage: Eukaryota; Metazoa; Chordata; Mammalia; Eulipotyphla; Soricidae
Gene: STAT2
Product: signal transducer and activator of transcription 2
Biological process (GO): defense response; response to peptide hormone; type I interferon-mediated signaling pathway
Molecular function (GO): DNA-binding transcription factor activity, RNA polymerase II-specific; RNA polymerase II cis-regulatory region sequence-specific DNA binding
Source: RefSeq, a predicted model, not a curated record
AUGGCACAGUGGGAGAUGUUGCACAAUAUUGACAGCCCAUUUAAUGAGGAGCUGCAUGUACUCUAUACAAAUAGCCUCCUGCCAAUGGAAGUUCGGCAGCACUUGGCUGUCUGGAUUGAGGACCAGAAUUGGGAUCAAGCUGUACUGGGCAAUGAUGAGGGCAAGGCUAACAUGCUCUUCUUUCACUUCUUGGAACAACUGAGCAAUGAGAUUGGACGCUGCAGCGGGGAACAGUGCAUAUUGCUCAAGCACAACUUGCGAAAAAUGCAUCGGGAAAUUCAGGCCUUACCCAACGCCCAUAUCCAGUUGGCCGAAAUGAUAUUUAAUCUCCUUCGAGAAGAAAAACAAAUUUUGAUCAAGGCUCAGACAGCUCAGUCGAAACAAGAGCCAGUCCAUGAAGUGUCUGUGGAGAGCAAGCAGCAUGAAAUUGAAUUCCGGAUUGUAGAAUUAAGGACCAGGAUAACGACGCUGGAGAAAUCCAUGGAACAGUUGAAAGACCUGCAAGAUAUCUUCUCCUUCCGCUUUAAUUGCAAUGUCAAAGUGAAAACAUCCUCUUUGGACAUCCAUAAGAAAGAACAACUCGAGGUGCUGCAGCAAACUGCCAAUGAACUGGACAAGUCUAGAAAGGAGACACUGGAUGAAUUUAAAGCUCUGUUGGGCCGAUUAACUACCCUAGUGGACCUCCUCCUGCCCAAGUUGGAUGAAUGGAAAGCCCAGCAGCAGAAAGCUUGCAUUGGGGCCCCACUGCACUGUGGCUUGGAGAAGCUAGAGCAAUGGUUCACAGCUACAGGGAAAAUACUGUUCAACCUGCGGCAGCUGCUGAACCAACUGAAGGAAAUGAGCCUCGAAAUCAAAUACCGGAAUGAUGUUGUCUUCAAAGGAGUGGGCCUGCUGGACGCCCAGGUCACAGAGCUGCUCCAGCGCCUGCUCCACAGGGCCUUCGUGGUAGAAACGCAGCCCUGCAUGCCCCAGACUCCCCAUCGACCCCUCAUCCUCAAGACUGGGAACAAGUUCACUGUCAGAACACGGCUGCUGGUGAGACUUCAAGAAGGCAAUAAGUCACUAACAACAGAAGUCUUCAUUGACAGGAAUCCGUCUCAAUUACAAGGCUUCCGGAAAUUCAAUAUUAUCACUUCAAACCAGAAAACUUUGACCCCUGACAAAGGGCAGAAUAAUGGCUUAAUUUGGGACUUUGGCUACAUGACUCUGAAGGAGCAACGCUCAGGCGACUCUGGAAAAGGCAUCAGUAAGGGACUGGUGAGUGUGACCGAGGAACUACACAUCAUCAGCUUCACCAUCAAAUACACCUAUCAGGGACUGGAGCAGGAGUUAAAAACUGACACCCUCCCUGUGGUGAUCAUUUCUAAUAUGAACCAGCUGUCCAUUGCUUGGGCCUCAGUCCUCUGGUUCAAUCUACUCGGCACCAAACCCCAGAAUCAACAGUUCUUCUCCAACCCUCCAAAGGCGCCCUGGAACUUGUUGGGUCUUGCUCUCAGCUGGCAGUUUUCCUCCUACGUUGGCCGAGGCCUCAGCGUGGAGCAACUGAACAUGCUGAGAAACAAGCUGUUUGGAAAGAAUGCAAAGACCCAGGAUACAUUACUGUCCUGGGCUGAUUUUAUUAAGCGAGAGAGCCCCCCCGGCAAGCUGCCGUUCUGGACAUGGCUGGACAAAAUUCUGGAACUGGUCCACGACCACCUAAAGGACCUCUGGGUUAAUGGAUUCAUCAUGGGAUUUGUGAGCCGAAACCAGGAACGCCGGCUGCUGAAGAAGUCCAUGCCUGGCACCUUUCUACUACGCUUCAGCGAAACAUCAGAAGGGGGCAUUACCUGCUCGUGGGUGGAGCACCAGGAUGAUGAUAAGGUGGUCAUCUAUUCAGUGCAGCCCUACACCAAGGAGGUGCUUCAGAGGCUCCCGCUGACCGAAAUCAUCCGCCACUACCAGAUGCUGACCACACAGAACAUCCCUGAGAACCCACUGCGCUUCCUCUAUCCCCAAAUACCCCGGGAUGAGGCUUUUGGUCGCUACUACUGGGAGAAAGUUGACUUCCAGGAACAGAGAAAAUACCUGAAACAUAAGCUCAUUGUGGUUUCUAACAGACAGGCGGAGGAGCAGCCACAACCACUGGAGCUUGAUAAUUUGGAUCCUGAAGAGGAGUUACCAGACCUGACUCUGGAUCUGGCUCCAGGGUCAGUGCCUGGGGAAGACCUGCUGCUGGAGCCCAUGCUGGAGACAAGACUGGUGCUAGAGCCAACACUGGAGACCAUGCAGGAACCUCUGUUGAGUGGGGAGCUAGCUAGAAUACAAGAACUGAGUCUGGGUGCAGAACUGAACGGGGAACCUCUCCCAGGUCCUUUUACACAGAGAGAAAUCGAGCCAGACUUGCCUCCUGAUCUGAGAAAUGUGAACACUGAGGAAAUGGAGAUCUUCAGAAACAUGAACUUCGAAGAAAUCAUGACCAAUGGUGACCCACUGUUGUGCGACCAGAACAGCAGGGAUGAGGCCGAUGACUACUUCCAAUCCAACCAUUUCUCCACAACCGCUUUGAUUCCUUCCGACUUCUAG